GGAGCUCAUGGCUGGUGUGCGUGUGCGCAGCCCGCCUCCAUUCAGUGUGCGUUGAGCGGUGCUGUGAGUGAGGUUCUACCGCUCCGCGUUUGUGUUGUCGAGUGUCAGUUGCAAGGUUGACCUUGAUCAUGCCGACCGUUUCCGGUAGCGGUGAGGAGGUCGAGUCGCAAGAUGAGGUCAAGGUCUUUAAAUACGAAGGAGAUGAGGAGGAGAGUGAGAAGCGCUCCUCUGAAAACUUAACAGAAGACAAAAGCAGUCUCAUCACUGAAACGGAAGAGAAUAAGAGCACUCACGUCCCCUCCUCCUCCUUCGCCCUGGCGUCCAAGAGCGAUGGACGUCUCCCCGAGACCUCCUCCCCUUUCGGCCUCUUCGGAGCUUCGGCCUGGGGAGCCGACCGUCUGGGUUAUUUAUCUCCCUUCGCCUACGCCUACACCAACGGCACUUCAGCAAUGGUGAGUACUCAUUUCUGCAACUUAGUAAACUAUUUUGUUUUACCUGUCUUUGUCCACCUCUACACUUUUUUUUUCGUUAUGCCUGUGUCGAUCUUUGAAUUUUUUGUUACAUCUGUGUUGAUAUGUGAUAUGGUUUUGUUAUACCUGUGUCGAACUCUCCAUUUUUUUUGUUAUAUCUGUGUCAACAGGUGGACUAUUAUUAUUAUAUCUGUAUCGACGACUGUACUCUUUGUCAGUGCUUGGAUGCUUUGGAAGGGCUCUUGAUUCAAGGAACUUCAGCUACCCACUUCUUCCAUAGAUGAUACCUGAGUACUUCUCCCAUAGAUGAUACCUGAGUACUUCUCCAUAAAUUUUUAAAGGGGUGGACCGGUAAACCAGCGGAAGGCCUCGGUCAGAUGACCAAAAACAGCUUCAGGUCAUCACGUGACUAUGACCCGCUUCAGGAAACACUUGUUCUGUUUUCUAGGAAACCUAACCUAACCAAACCAAACCUACCUCCCGUUUCCCCUUUUAAGUCUUAGCGGCUUAAUACCUCCUCACGAAUAUGAUGAAAUAAGCCAGUUGUCGACGACAGUGCCAGUAUUUACCUCUAAUUAAUACAGGAGAGGAAAAGAAUAUUGUGACCACUUUACUACUGAAAUCAUAGGCACAGACAAAGAUACGUGGAGAAGAUAAAACAGAAGAUAAUAAGAAUGUUCUAGAUUUCUUGUUACAGCUGUUACACCAUUCUGUAUGAUACCCACAUUGUGGGUACACCUGCAGUAACCUGCUACACUGUUAAGAUACAUUGUGAGAGAGCACGCAGUGUCUUGCUACACUAUUUUAUAUGGUAGUUAUAUUGUAGGUGAACAAACAUUUGUUAAAUUGUUCUGUAUGAUAGGGUGUUGGCAUGUUUGCUACACUGUGAUAGUUACUGAUUACAAGCAAUGCUUUUACUGGGUAUCAUUAUUUGUAGACGUUUCGCCAUCCAGUGGCUUUAUCAGUACAAUAUAAGGACAUUAUGUGAAGAAUGUAGAAUUAUAUACAAAAGAUGAGGUGAUCUCAUCAUUUGUAUAUAUCAUUAUUUCCAUUGGAGUCCUUGUAGCAUCUUAUUAUUUAAAGUUAAAGCUAAGGGGUGUAGGUGGUGAAGGGGAAGUGCCAUGAUAUAACUGC
This is a messenger RNA of Cherax quadricarinatus, 1604 nucleotides long. RefSeq names its product protein pangolin, isoforms A/H/I/S-like. NCBI's taxonomy places the organism in Eukaryota, Metazoa, Arthropoda, Malacostraca, Decapoda, Parastacidae. The record is from RefSeq and is a predicted model, not a curated record.